GUCAUGUUCGUACUGCACUUUUGCCUCACUUCUAAAGGAAGCACUGCCCUAGAGCAAAUCCCAGUGUUUCGAGCUGAAUCUACCACAGGAAAUUCGGUCAGUUUAAGUCUCGGACAUAACCGGGGAUUAUAUAUAAAAUAAAGUCGUUGUUCCGUACUUUCCAUCAGAAUUCAACGAUUCGAUAAAGAAUGAACCCUGCUGGUGUAAAGCCUCCAGGCACACAUCCAGGAUUGAGAACUGACAGAUUACUCUCAUUGUUCAUCUGCUGAGUAAGCUCCUUCUGAUAAGACUCUCUAAAAACUUCUGCCUGCCCUUCAUCCUGUCAACAUCAAAAAAGCCCUCAGCCAUUUGCUGGGGCAAAACAGUGCCACCAUGGAUACAGAGUCCACCUACUCUGGCUACUCAUACUACUCCGGACGGUCGAGGGGAUCUCACAGACAUGGAGAGCGUAGCCGGGACCACCACAAAUCCCGCAGUAAGGAGAGCAGUCGCUCGGAGAAGUCUGUCACUAUCAACGCUCCCCCAGCAGAGCCAUUGUUAGGAGACCAGUCAGUGCGAGGAGAAGAGGUUCAGGAUGAUAACUGGGGUGAGACUACGACAGCUGUCACUGGCACCUCAGAACACUCUCUAUCUCAGGAGGACAUUGUUCGCAUCAGCAAAGACCUCGACGAUAGCGUGGGCCUAGACUGCAAACGUUAUCUAAAUGUGGCUCUGUCUGUAAUCCUGGGACUCGUGGUUUUUCUGACUCCACUUGCCUUCCUUAUCCUGCCUCACCUCCUCUGGCCUGAUAGACUGAUAGCCUGUGGAACGGCCUGUGAAGGUCUCUUUAUAUCUGUGGCAUUUAAACUGCUGAUUUUAUUGUUGGCAGUGUGGGCUCUAUUCUUCAGGCCACCCAGGGCUGGUUUGCCAAGAAUCUUUGUAUUUCGAGCCUUACUAGCCACACUGGUGCUACUGUUUGUGCUUUCCUAUUGGUUGUUUUAUGGAGUACGCAUCCUGGACUCACAGGAUGAGGACUACCAAGGGAUUGUGCAGUAUGCGGUUUCACUAGUGGACGCUCUGCUCUUUAUCCACUACCUGGCCAUUGUGCUGCUGGAGCUCAGACAGUUACAGCCGUUCUUCUCUCUCUUUGUCACACGCUCCACGGAUGGAGCAACACAACACUAUAACUUGGGUCAACUGAGCAUCCAGAGGGCAGCAGUGGUUAUCCUAGAGAACUACUACAAAGACUUCCCUGUCCAUAAUCCUGCGAUGCUAACAGCUUCCAAGUCCCGCGCCGCCAAACACCUGGCUGGUCUUAAAGUCUAUAAUGUGGAUGGUCCAGGAGGGAAUAAUGCAGCUGCUGGAAUAGCCCAGUCUCAGUCUCGAGCAAUGAUUGCUGCUGCUGCCCGCCGCAGAGACAGCAGUCAUAACGAACUCUACUACGAAGAGGCAGAGCAUGAGAGACGUGUCCGCAAACGCAAGGCUAGGCUGGUGGUGGCAGUCGAGGAGGCGUUUACACACAUUCGUCGCAUGCAAGAGGAGGAAAAGAAAAAGGCACCUGGUGACGUGAUGGACCCACGUGAGGCAGCUCAAGCCAUCUUCCCUUCCAUGGCCAGAGCACUGCAGAAAUACCUCCGUACCACCAGACAGCAGCACCUCCACAGCAUGGAGAGCAUACAGCAGCACUUAGCUUUCUGCAUCACAAACAACAUGACACCCAAGGCAUUUCUGGAGAGUUACCUGACCACAGGCCCUACACUGCAGUAUGGAAAGGACCGCUGGCUUGCCAGGCAGUGGACCCUUAUCAGCGAAGCCUCAGUUACCAGUGGUCUGAAAGAUGGGACCAUUUUUCUGCUAAAAUGCAUUGACUUUAGCCUAGUAGUCACUACCAAAAAGAUACCUUAUAUUAAGCUUGAUGAAGAAUUCAUUGACCCAAAGUCACACAAAUUUGUGCUUCGACUGCAGUCUGAGACUUCAGUUUAGAGAUUUUUUUUUUCUCAGAUUUUCUUCUGGGAUAUAUUUUUAUUCCACUUUCAAGUAAUAUAUAUGUAUAUCAAAUGUUUAAAAAUAUUUCUUUUUCUUUUAUGAAUUUGUUUUGUUCAUGCUUAAAUGUUCAUUGGAAUUAACACGUUUGCAGUCAAACCAAAAAAAAAAAAAGUCAUAUCAGAUAAAACUGUUAUGGAGGUUAAAUAUAAUUUCUGACACUACCUAUUAAUGUUUGUAAAAUACAGAAACAGUAAAGGAUGGCGGAUAGUGGGUGCAGUCAAAUACUUUUUCAGUGGACCACAGAGAGAUGAAUGGACUCAAAUGGGCACAUUUUCUCUGCCUUGCUACUCUUUAUAAAAACACUCUGGGAAUAUGAUCUGCAGACAUUCUGCAAGAUCCACAAUAGUGCAGUUGGAGCUGAAAAGAUGAGACUUUCAGGAACAUUGGCCAAUUACUUUAUCGUUAUAGUAACAGGUUUUCCCAUCAUAACGUUCACAAGCACAUCUUCUCAGACAAAUGACCUACUACUACUGUAAAUGCACAUCAAACAUUUCCAAGGCACAUUUAUAACAGUCUUGUUUGUGCUAAUAGGACACGUCUUUGUUUAUAUAAAUAUAUAACAUUACACAAUUAAAAUUAUGCAAAAAGUAUGUCAUAUUUUUGACUCACAGUUUAUCACUGACUUUUUAAUCUUAUAAUUGUGAUU
Messenger RNA from Carassius carassius (crucian carp), 2671 nucleotides. Its product is annotated as vang-like protein 1. Gene Ontology annotation, cellular component: plasma membrane. Gene Ontology annotation, biological process: multicellular organism development. The record is from RefSeq and is a predicted model, not a curated record. NCBI's taxonomy places the organism in Eukaryota, Metazoa, Chordata, Actinopteri, Cypriniformes, Cyprinidae. Bases 373 to 1962 code for a protein of 529 amino acids. The transcript is spliced from 9 exons.